AUUCGGGCACUUUCACGGCUCGGCGGCAUGGAGGGAGCCAAGAUGACCCGUCUGCUUUGCUCGGUCCUCCUUGCUCUCCUAACAUCUGCCCGCUGGGGGAGCACGGGCCCGGCAGGGGGGCCUGCAGAGCCGGAGCCACUGACCAACACAACCCCGGGCCUGCCCAUCAUUGCCGCCAACUUCCACAAGGAGAACACGGUCACCAACGUCUGGCUGGAUGAGGGCGAGGAGGACGAGGACUACCUGGACCUGGAGAAGCUCCUGAAUGAGGAUGACGACUACAUCGACAUCAUCGACGCCGUGGCGCCUGUCGACCCCGCAGCCCACGCUGGCAACAUCCUCCAGCUCUUCCCAGGCAAGAGCCGCAUCCAGCGCCUCAACAUCCUCAAUGCCAAGUUUGCUUUCAGCCUCUACCGGGCUCUCAAGGAGCAGGUGGGUGCCGCGGAGAACAUCUUCAUUGCACCUGUGGGCAUCUCCACAGCCAUGAGCAUGAUCUCCCUAGGCCUGCGGGGCGAUGCCCUCGACCAAGUCCACGCGGUGCUGCACUUUGAGGACUUCGUCAACGCCAGCAGCAAGUAUGAGAUGGUGACUGUGCACAACCUCUUCCGCAAGCUCACACACCGGCUCUUCCGGAGGAACUUUGGGUAUGUGCUGAGGGCCGUCAAUGAACUUUACGUCCAGGAGCGCUUCCCCAUUCAGCAGGACUUCAAGGCCAAGGUGCAAGAGUACUACUUUGCGGAGGCUCAGCCGGCCAACUUCGAGGACCCGGCCUUCAUCGAGAAGACCAACCAGCACGUCCUGAAGCUGACCAAGGGCCUCAUCAAGGACGCACUGCAGAGUGUCGACCCCGUGACCCAGAUGAUGAUCCUAAACUGCAUCUACUUCAAAGGCUCCUGGGUGAACAAGUUCCCUAUGGAUAUGACGCACAACCACAACUUCCGGCUGAAUGAGCGUGAGGUAGUCAAGGUGCCCAUGAUGCAGACCAAGGGGACCUUCCUGGCGGCGAGUGACCAGGAGCUGGACUGUGAGGUCCUGCAGCUGGAGUAUGUCGGGGGCAUCAGCAUGCUCAUCGCGGUCCCCCACAAGCUGUCGGCCAUGAAGACCCUGGAAGCGCAGCUGACGCCCCAGGUGGUGGAGCGGUGGCAGAAGAGCAUGACAAACAGAACGAGAGAGGUGCUUCUGCCCAAAUUCAAGCUGGAGAAGAAUUACAACCUGGUGGAGGUGCUGAAGGCGAUGGGAAUCACAGCGCUGUUUGACAAGAAUGGCGACUUGUCAGGCAUCUCUCAGGACAAGAUCACCAUCGACCUGUUCAAGCACCAAGGCACCAUCAUGGUGAACGAGGAGGGCACCCAGGCUGCUGCCGUGACCAGCGUGGGCUUCAUGCCGUUGUCCACACAGGUCCGUUUUGCUGUCGACCGCCCCUUCCUGUUUCUGGUUUACGAGCAGCGCACUCACUGCCUGCUCUUCAUGGGGAGGGUCACCAACCCGGCCAAGUCCUAGAGAGGGCUCCGGGCAGCUGCCGUGGUGGCUGUCAGGACACUGUGCGGGCGCCCUUCCCAACACGACGACAGACUGGCCGGCUGCAACGCUCCAGAUCUCACGUGCUGCCCCGCGGGACAGGAGGCCACAUGCACGGUCACCAGUGGCUGAGGAGCCCCUGGGAGCGUCGGUAGGAAUGCCGAAGGAAGUCAGAGCUUUCUCCCAGAAAGUCAGAGAGAGGGAGCGAGAGGGUCUGUGCCCGAGGAGCUGCUACGUCCGUGUCUUCCCAGGCUCCCCAGUGGAACACGGUCCCCCAAACGAGUGGCCCUUUCUCAGGCCUCCCAAGGAGGGUGUAUGCCCAGCAGUGCCCAUGAUGCGAAGGGGAGACCUGUGACGUGCUCGGGGCGCUCGAAGUAUAAUCCUAUCCAGGCCCAGCCUCCUCUGUCUCGCUCAGUGUCACCGUGCCUUCUCCUGUCCCCUCACUGCUUCCCAGAGGACAGUGCCUGCACAUGUGCGUGCGCACACACACGGCCCUUUUCCCCCACUAAAGAGAUCAAUAAAUAGAAUCGCCUUUA
This is a messenger RNA of Echinops telfairi (small Madagascar hedgehog), 2054 nucleotides long. RefSeq names its product serpin family D member 1 (gene SERPIND1). Gene Ontology annotation, molecular function: serine-type endopeptidase inhibitor activity. Gene Ontology annotation, biological process: blood coagulation; negative regulation of endopeptidase activity. Bases 28 to 1500 code for a protein of 490 amino acids. Lineage: Eukaryota; Metazoa; Chordata; Mammalia; Afrosoricida; Tenrecidae. The record is from RefSeq and is a predicted model, not a curated record. The transcript is spliced from 5 exons.